Molecule: messenger RNA, 1721 nt
Organism: Cyclopterus lumpus (lumpfish)
Lineage: Eukaryota; Metazoa; Chordata; Actinopteri; Perciformes; Cyclopteridae
Exons: 2
Coding region: 27-731 (234 amino acids)
Biological process (GO): Rab protein signal transduction
Cellular component (GO): Golgi apparatus; endosome
Molecular function (GO): GTPase activity; GTP binding
Source: RefSeq, a predicted model, not a curated record
ACAUCCAGACCGCGAGAAGAUGAGCGAUGGCAAUAGAAAACAAACCUGGGGACGAAUUUGACACAGUUUUCGGUCAAAGUGACUCCUUGGAACCCUCCUCGCGACGCGAGUAUGACACCGCGCCGGCUCGCAUCUUCAAGAUCAUCGUCAUCGGGGACUCGAACGUGGGGAAGACGUGUUUGACUUACCGGUUCUGCGGGGGCACUUUCCUGAAAAACCCGGAGGCGACGAUCGGGGUCGAUUUCCGAGAGAGGACGCUGGAGCUCGACGGCGAGAGCAUCAAGCUGCAGAUCUGGGACACGGCGGGUCAGGAGCGCUUCAGGAAGAGCAUGGUGGAGCACUACUACCGCAGCGUCCACGCCGUCAUCUUCGUGUACGACGUGACCAGCCUCUCCUCCUUCGAGAGCGUCCCCGAGUGGAUCGAGGAGUGCAGCCGGCACUGCGUGGGGCCCCUGGUGCCCCGCAUCAUGGUGGGCAACAAGUGCGACCUGAGGGACCGCCGGGAGGUCCCCACCACGGCGGCGCAGUGCCUCGCUGACAGCUACAACUUCCCGCUGUUCGAGACCUCGGCCAAGGAACCCGGCGAGAAGGAGCACGUGGACGCCAUCUUUCUGACUCUGGCGUACAGACUGAAGAGCCACAAACAGCUGCGGCUGAAGCAGCCGAGCGAGAGCAGCGGCGGGCGUCCGUGGGACCAGCGAAGGCGGGAAGCGGGUACGUGUCAGUGCUGAGGGUGACCCUCCAUCCCGUGUGGAUGUACUCAUCGGUAAUGGUGCUGCGGGAAAGCCUGAGACGGAAUUCCAAAAGGCCUCUUGUGAUUAUGAGACGGGGGAAACGGCUUCACACUUUUCCCCUGCCUGAUGCAAAGGCACGGCUUGUGACAGGAGGGGCCUUUAAGUUUGCACAAUAUUAUUCAACAUUUCAAUGAGAAGCAUGAAUGGAAAUGGGGGUGGGUGGGGGUAAGCCAAAUAUCUGUGACUGCAGACAAAAUCACUUUGAGUCAAAGUUAAAUUGCAGAGUGAGUGCAUUUUAAUAAGUAGACAAAAUCAUAUGCAAUCAGCUGUCCAGUAGCACUACAACGUAUCCACACUAUCCAAUGCAGAUGGUAAAUUGGGGGGGAAAAAAAUUCCAGUGUGAAGAAGUGGACCAACAAGGUCAGUUGAAGCUGUGAAGAAAACCGUGCAAUCCUUUUUAAGUUAUGUGUUGCAUGAGUUUUGGUGCUGUCGCUGAAUGUGUGUUUCUCAAAUAUAAACGUGAACAUAACCAGCUUUGUGUCAGCUCAUCGGCCCACACAGUUCUGUUACGAGUUCACCAGUAGCCGUGUUUCUGGACGAAAUUCAAAUCCAUGUGUUCCACUUGAAAAGUAUCAGUGAACACACGCUCAGCUGUCUUUUGAAAAUCGUUAGGCUGUAUGUAAGGUGUAGAUGGGAUGAGAUAAGAUAAGAUUAAAAAUCACAACUAACUGAUACUGGGUUUUUUUGCAUGUGUACAAUAAUGCAAACACAAGUAUGGAGAUCUGUGACAAUGUUCUGCUGCAAAUCAAUAAAAGAGGUUUCAUCAGGAUGAUCUGAAAUGUUUGAGAUUUCUGGUGUGUCGGUGUUGUUUGGUGCGAUAAUGCGGCUGUCAUCUCAAGUUCAUAUUGUACUCAAUACUUAUACAUAACCAAGGAUACAAUAUACUACUGUAUUUAAUUAAAACUUAUUAAAAAUGUCUGAAAAACA